Molecule: messenger RNA, 2348 nt
Organism: Ochotona curzoniae (black-lipped pika)
Lineage: Eukaryota; Metazoa; Chordata; Mammalia; Lagomorpha; Ochotonidae
Gene: ZDHHC13
Product: zinc finger DHHC-type palmitoyltransferase 13
Exons: 17
Coding region: 51-1919 (622 amino acids)
Biological process (GO): protein palmitoylation
Cellular component (GO): Golgi membrane
Molecular function (GO): palmitoyltransferase activity; protein binding
Source: RefSeq, a predicted model, not a curated record
GCUGGCAGGCGUGCCGCGGCCGCCAGUUUGCCAAGUCGGCUGCCGACGAGAUGGAAGGACCGGGACUGAACUCACAGUGCAGGAAUCACAGCCACAGUUCCCACCCUCCAGGAUUUGGCCGACAUGGCACCUGCACGCAGGAAAACAAAGAACUUGUGAAGGCGAGAGAGAUUCUUCCUCUUAUAGAGGACUGUAGUAACUGUGACAUUGUAAAAGCAACUCAGUAUGGGAUUUUUGAACGAUGUAAAGAGUUAGUAGAUGCAGGAUAUGACGUCAGGCAACCAGACAAAGAGAAUGUUUCCCUCCUUCAUUGGGCUGCUAUUAACAACAGACUGGAUCUUGUAAGAUUUUAUAUUUCAAGAGGUGCUGUUGUAGAUCAGUUGGGUGGAGAUUUAAAUUCAACUCCUCUUCACUGGGCCAUCCGACAAGGACAUUUACCUAUGGUUAUAUUAUUAAUUCAGCAUGGUGCAGAUCCUGCUCUCAUUGAUGGAGAAGGCUUCAGCAGUAUUCAUCUGGCAGUUUUAUUUCAACACAUGCCAAUUAUAGCUUAUCUCAUCUCAAAGGGACAGAGCGUGAAUAUGACAGAUGUCAAUGGACAGACACCUCUCAUGUUAUCAGCUCACAAAGUAAUUGGCCCAGAACCCACUGGAUUUCUGUUAAAAUUCAACCCUUCACUCAGUGUGGUUGACAAAAUCCACCAGAAUACUCCACUUCACUGGGCAGUUGCAUCAGGAAAUGUGAAUGCAGUUGAUAAACUUUUGGAAGCUGGUUCCAGUUUGGAUAUCCGAAAUGUUAAGGGAGAAACACCUCUUGAUGUGGCUCUGCAAAACAAGAAUCGACUCAUUAUUCACAUGCUGAAAACAGAAGCCAAAAUGAGAGCCAAACAAAAGUUCAGAGUCUGGAGGUGGCUGCAGAAAUGUGAGCUGUUCCUGAUGCUGAUGCUUUCUGUGAUAACCAUGUGGACUGUUGGAUACAUAUUGGAUCACAGUUCAGACUCAUGGCUUUUAAAAGGAUGUCUUCUAGUAACAUUGUUUUUUCUGACAUCUUUGUUUCCAAGGUUCCUGGUCGGAUAUAAAAACCUUGUGUACUUACCGACAGUCUUUCUCCUAAGUUCCAUUUUUUGGAUAUUUAUGACGUGGUUCAACUUGUUCUUUCCUGAUUUAGCAGGCACCCCUUUCUAUUUCAUUUUCAUUUUUAGCAUUUUAGCCUUUUUGUACUUCUUCUACAAGACUUGGGCAACCGAUCCAGGUUUCACUAAGACUUCUGAAGAAGAAAGGAAAGUGAAUAUCAUCACCCUUGCAGAAAGUGGCUGUCUGGACUUCAGAACAUUUUGUACCUCCUGUCUUAUACGGAAGCCAUUAAGGUCACUCCACUGCCAUGUGUGCAAUUCCUGUGUAGCUCGAUAUGAUCAACACUGCCUGUGGACUGGGCGAUGCAUAGGUUUUGGCAACCAUCACUAUUACAUAUUCUUCUUGCUUUUCCUUUCCGUAGUGUGUGACUGGAUUAUAUAUGGAUCUUUUGUGUAUUGGUCAAAUCAUUGUGCCACAACAUUCAAAGAAGAUGGACUAUGGACCUACCUCAGUCAGAUUGUUGCCUGUUCUCCUUGGGUUGUAUAUAUCUUCAUGCUAGCAGCUUUCCAUUUCUCGUGGUCAACAUUCUUAUUAGUAAAUCAACUCUUUCAGAUUGCUUUCCUGGGCCUGACUUCCCAUGAGAGAAUAAGCCUGCUAAAGCAAAGCAGGCACAUGAAGCAGACCUUGUCCCUCCGGAAGACACCAUACAACCUUGGAUUCACACAGAACCUGGCAGAUUUCUUUCGUUGUGGCUGCUUUGGCCUGGUGAGGCCUUCUGUGGUAGAUUGGACAUCACAGUACACUAUGGUCUUUCACCCAGCCAAGGAGAAAGUUCUGCGCUCAGUCUGAAGAAAAGCAACUGAGAACUCUCGCUUCGAUCUGUUCUUGUUGUUGAUGCACUGAAAUGCAGAUUUAGAAUUCACCUAAACUCAAAGGGGAACACCAGAGGUUUUUAAAGAAAUUUGGAAAAAAACAAACAGAACAGGAAGUUCCUAAUAAAGGUGUAAACCUGAUUCAGAAGGAUGAACUGUUCCCAAGCAUGGCAGACAUCUGAGAAGAACUUUUAUAUUUUUCACAAGAAAAUAUAACGUACCCUUUCUGAGGACAAUAUUCACUAAUUAUGGAUAAAAUGGAGUAUUUUCAUGUACUGUAUUGGCUGCUUCAAAAUGAUACUGCUCUUUGAACUUGCAAUUUUUGAUAAGUUAUUUGUCUUUGUUCUGUCUAUAUAUGUGUAAAUAUUUAAAUAGAUGUACUGGUUUUGCUUUCACAUAUAAUAAA